Messenger RNA from Orycteropus afer afer, 726 nucleotides. RefSeq names its product interleukin 34 (gene IL34). Lineage: Eukaryota; Metazoa; Chordata; Mammalia; Tubulidentata; Orycteropodidae. The record is from RefSeq and is a predicted model, not a curated record. Bases 1 to 726 code for a protein of 241 amino acids. Gene Ontology annotation, molecular function: cytokine activity; macrophage colony-stimulating factor receptor binding. The transcript has 6 exons. Gene Ontology annotation, biological process: positive regulation of protein phosphorylation; positive regulation of macrophage differentiation; positive regulation of cell population proliferation.
AUGGGGACCCCCACAGGAGCAGAGUGUGGAGAUCUCGGCAUCCUCCUUGGCGUGGCCUUGGGGAAUGAGGGCUCGGAGGUGUGGCCGCUGGCCCAGCGAGAGGCAUGCACCUUCACGGGCUACCUACGGGACAAGCUGCAGUACAAGAACCGGCUGCAGUACAUGAAGUACUACUUCCCCAUCAACUACAGGAUCAGCGUGCCGUAUGAGGGGGUGCUCAGAGUCACCAACAUCACCAGGCUGCAGAGGGCCCGCGUGAGUGAGCAGGAGCUGCGCUACCUGUGGGCUUGGGUGAGUCUCAGCACCAUCGAGUCGGUGCAGGAUGUGCUGCUCCAGGACCACCCGUCCUGGAAGUACCUGGAUGAGGUCCAGACGCUGCUGGUCAAUGUCCAGCAAGGCCUCAGGGAUGUGGAAACCAGCCCCAAGGUGGAGGCGGUGCUGUCUCUCCUGAGUGCCCCAGGGCUGAAGCUGGUCCGGCCCAAAGCCCUGCUGGAUAACUGCUUCCGGGUCAUGGACCUGCUGUACUGCUCUUGCUGUAAGCACAGCUCCCUCCAAAUCUGGCAGGACUGCAGCGCAUCAGGCCCUCAGCCCCGUGCUGCACAGCCCCCGUUGCAGUGUGCAGCCGCCCAGCUGUACUCUCCGCCCCGGCAGCCCUCCACCUCCCCGCCGGGCUACCCAGGGGCAGUGGAGCAGGUGAGGGCGCAGGAUGAAGGCCUCCUGCCCUGA